Messenger RNA from Neoarius graeffei (lesser salmon catfish), 1657 nucleotides. It is a transcript of the gene tmem167b, whose product is annotated as transmembrane protein 167B. Bases 160 to 384 code for a protein of 74 amino acids. Lineage: Eukaryota; Metazoa; Chordata; Actinopteri; Siluriformes; Ariidae. The record is from RefSeq and is a predicted model, not a curated record. The transcript is spliced from 3 exons.
CAUAAUUCCGUUCUUCCCGGAAGUGCCAGCCAGGCUUCUUUUGGUGAUUUGGAAUGGACGCUUAUUAUGGGUGGAAAAUAGAAACUACUUAGCUGUUUUUUUUUUUUUUGCAUCUCAUUUGUUUAUUUUUUCCUCAGAGGAGAAUAAAACGCUGCCAUAAUGACAAAUGUGUACUCCUUUGACGGCAUCCUUGUGUUUGGACUUCUCUUCAUUUGUACUUGUGCAUACCUGAAGAAGGUUCCUCGUCUCAACAGCUGGCUCUUAUCUGAGAAAAAAGGUGUGUGGGGCGUCUUCUAUAAAGCGGCAGUAAUCGGGACCCGGCUUCAUAUUGCCGUGGCGCUCUCCUGUUUGUGUAUGGCGUUCUACCUGAUCUUCUUGAAAUGACACUGAUGCAGCCACCUCAUGGACUCUGUUUGGACGUUGAGGCCUGGAGUGCCAUCGGAAACGCCGUACAGGCGGAUCCUACCGUCAGGACACACACAGACGCUGCUCCAUGUUCCUGUUUCCUACCUGCUCCUAGAGUUGUAACCAUCUUGUCCUUUGUUUUCUCUUUUGAUGAUUUGUCUUCGACUCGAGCUGGAGAGCGAUGCAUCUAAAUCGGCAUAAAGGAAGAAACAUUAAGAUAAGAUUAAGGACAACUGACUUGUAUGAACAUUUAGCCUUUACUUGGUGGUUUAAGGUUGUUGUCAUGGUUGAAUAUGAAGUGGUGUAGAAGUUGCAAAAAAGACUUUUUUUUUUUCCCCCCCCAUCUCGAAAUUAUUUGCAUUCACUUGAUUCAUUUUUGUAGAUGCAAAGUACUUAAUAUGGCUGUCGCUAUAUUAAGGCUGCACAAUUUAGUACGGUUUUUAAUUCAAAUUGGUCAUAAAUAUAGCCUAAUAUUUCUCAUCAGUGGCAGUAGUUUCAGCAUGACGUACCAGGACAUGCCAGUCCUUUUCAGUGGUCCAUUUUGCUUUCUGAUAACACAGUUAAACUGAAUUUCAAAUUGAGGCUUUGACGAUGCAGUCAUUUAGGACCCGAGAGGUUACAAAAAGUCACAAUUCAUCCACUUUGUCCUCACUGGCUUUGCUUUUGGGUGUGCAUGUUACAUUAAGAUGCCUGUUAAUGCUUCAGUUUCAGCUGGAUUGUCUUAGCGCAACCAAAUCUGAUUUGAUUCUGUAAUGUGAAUAUCAUAUUGUAAUAUAGAGAGAUUCUACAGUACAGCAACAUCAGUACCAUGUGAAGGGUUGGAGGUUGAUAUUUGUAAAGAUACUCAGAUAGUAUAAUAUAAAAAUAUGUCUUACAAUUGGGAUGGGAUUUUCUUUUCUAAAGCAAUAAGGAACACUAAGCUGGAAGAAAUCUUCCAAGUAAGUCUUAUUUACUCAAUUGCGAAUCUGAGAUUUGUGAUCGAAUACUCGCUGACGCAGUACAGUACUCCUAACGUAGUCGAUGCCAAAUUGGCCGUGGUUUUAAUAUUGUUGUACAGAUCCGACCCUCAGACGUACAGCUUAUCGUCAGCUAAAUAAGUCACUUUGUAUCCAAGUGUACAUCUGUUCCUGACUUUCUGCACACUGUUGUCUGUAUGGAGCGUCAAUGCUGGUUGUUAAGCAAAAGGUUUUGGUAUCUGUAUUCUUUUUGUAUUUAAAUUGAAUUAAAUAAAGUGUAUACUGUAAACCCUUUA